Molecule: messenger RNA, 1365 nt
Organism: Durusdinium trenchii
Lineage: Eukaryota; Dinophyceae; Suessiales; Symbiodiniaceae
Source: the annotation of a GenBank genome assembly
UUUGGCUCGAAGAACAUCUCGGCGUCUCGUAGUGAGUUGAAGAGCACAGGAUUUUCCAGCGAUGGCUGAGGCUGCCAAAGCGAAGCCUGCCGCCGUGGCAAAGAAGCCCAGAUUAGACUGCAUUGAUGGCUGCCGCUUCGCGUUGGUCUUUCCCAUCGUCGUGGCGCACUUCGCUCGCUUCGGCACCAGCAACCUCACUGCGCUGAAACUGCUCACUCAGGAGAACGUGCUGGUGGGCGGAUUCUUCGUGAUCUCCGGCUACGUUUCGGCCUAUACGUCCACCAAGCUGGGCGCUUUGGGUGUGGAGGAGAAGAAGGUGGCAAAUCCAGAGCUCUUCUUUUGGCAGAGGGUCAUGGCCUACUAUCCUCUGCACUUUGUCAGCUCUGCCAUUUUUGCGCCCAUGUUCAUUUGGGUCGAGCGCCAGUUCAACUCCUCUUGGAACAUGAUCGCCUUCAGAGCCAUGUUGAACUUCACCAUGCUCCAAGCGUGGUUCCCCAAGGAGGCGGAGAUUUGGAACCAGCCCACUUGGUUCCUGUCAGCUCUGACCUUCUCCAAUCUGACAAUGCCAACCUUGGUGCUGCCCCAGGUGGCGCAGCUCUCAAAGUCUGGCCUCAACAAGCUUUUCAUGGCUCUCACCGGCAUCUCGUUGCUGCAGAAGGUCUCCUACUCUGAGACCGCACGCUUCCACAGCCAUUUCGAACAUCCGGUGGAUGGGAAGGUGAUGCAUCCCUUGAUCUGGAACCUCACGCGUUUCCAUCCCUUCUGGGCCUUGAUGGAAAUGACCAUGGGCAUUGUCGCCGUGCGCCACGUCAUGCUCGACACGGAAGAGGACAAGAAGAAGCAGCCGAUGAACCCUUUGUGGCUCUUCGUCGCUGCCUACUCCUCGCUGCUGCUUCGUCUCACACAGUUUGACUUCAAUGAUGCCAUCAUUCGCGGUGUGCUCUUCGUGCCCCUCUUCACGAAGUUCCUGAAGGCCAUGCACCGGGACGCCCUGAGCAGCUCCCCCUCGGCGAUCACCCAGUUCUUUGGGUCCAAGCCGAUGGCCACACUGGGCUCCCUGGCCUUUCCCAUGUUCAUUGUGCAUGGGCCCAUUGGUCAGAUCUUCUACAAGAAGGUGAUCGCCAAGAAGCUCUGGGGGAAGCCCAUGCCGCACAGCUUCUUCCCCGCCUAUUUGGCCAUUUGCUUGGGUUUGAGCCACCUGGUGAACGAGUACUUCGUGAAGAGCAAGAAGGUGGCGGCCAUUGGCGGUCAGGUUGCACAGACCUUGGCGAAUUGGACCCAGGGCAUUUUACGAGACAGCGCCUGAGGCGAGAAGUCGAGAUUUUGCUGAAAGAUCACAGGAAAAUGCUGACAGAUCAGUUGUGG